Messenger RNA from Meleagris gallopavo (turkey), 1603 nucleotides. It is a transcript of the gene PRXL2A, whose product is annotated as peroxiredoxin like 2A. The record is from RefSeq and is a predicted model, not a curated record. Gene Ontology annotation, molecular function: antioxidant activity. Lineage: Eukaryota; Metazoa; Chordata; Aves; Galliformes; Phasianidae.
CGUAGCUCAGGAGGAGAGGCAGCGGGGCUGAGACCCGGCGCUGCCCGCCCGUCCCUCAGUGCGCUCCGCUCCGCCGCCCGCUGCUGCCCGGGGCUCUGCGGGCUGCCUUGGACAUGUCCUUCCUACCUGACUUUGGGAUCUUCACUAUGGGCAUGUGGUCGGUUGGUCUCGGAGCCAUCGGUGCAGCCAUAACAGGGAUUGUGCUUGCCAACACUGACUUAUUUUUGUCCAAGGCAGAAAAAGCAACACUAGAAUUUUUGGAGGGGAUAGAGCUAAAAACUUUGGGAUCAGAGCCAAGAACAUUCAAAGCAAGUGAACUGUGGAAGAAGAAUGGUGCAGUGAUCAUGGCUGUGCGAAGACCUGGAUGAUUUUUGUGCAGAGAGGAGGCUUCUGAGCUUUCCUCUCUGAAACCUCAGCUGUCCAAGCUGGGUGUUCCUCUCUAUGCUGUUGUAAAAGAGAAGAUAGGGACCGAAGUUGAGGAUUUUCAGCAUUAUUUCAAAGGAGAAAUCUUUCUGGAUGAAAAGAGAAGCUUCUAUGGCCCACGCAAACGAAAAAUGAUGCUGUCAGGCUUCUUCCGCAUUGGUGUCUGGCAAAAUUUCUUCCGUGCUUGGAAAAAUGGUUAUAGUGGUAACCUGGAAGGAGAAGGGUUCACUCUGGGAGGAGUAUAUGUGAUUGGAGCAGGAAGACAGGGUGUUCUAUUGGAGCAUCGUGAGAAAGAGUUUGGUGACAAAGUCAGCCUUCCAUCUGUCCUUGAAGCUGCCGAGAAGAUAAAGCCACAGGCUUCAUCAGCUGAAAAAUAGUUGCACGUUCUUCUGAUCGCAGCUUGAAAUGUAGAACACAUCUGUUUCUUGAAUGUGCAAUUUAAUUGCUUCUUAACUAUUUAGUGAUCAGUGCUGAGGAAAGAUUCUCUUUUCAAAUGUAAUAACUGAUGAAAACCCUCCCAGAUUUUUUGUGGCUUUGCUGUCUUCCAGGUGGUCAGAGUUUCAGCUGACCUUUUGUGUCUGACUGUAUUAAUGAAAGGCUGGGUCUAAAAUCUGACGUAGCCUAGAUGUUUUCAGUCAGAGACAGUCGGUUGAAAACCUGUCUACCUAGGGGAGCAAAACCGUGCUAAACCUGGAGAAACUGAGUAUUAACCUAAGGUUGAAGGGUAAUAAAAUUUUAUGUAGAUGAAAUGUCUUCACUCUUUUUUUUUUUCCUUAACACAUAAACACCUCUGUAUUUCUAAGAAAUCAUCCAGUCCAAUUCCUGACUCUACACAGAACCACCCACAAUUCAAACCCUACGUUUGAGGGAAUUAUUUAAAUGCUUCUUGAACUCCAGCAGUUUGGUAUCCUGAUCACUUCCCUGGGAACCUGUUCCAGUUUCUGACCACCCUCUUCUUGAAGAUCUUUUUCCUCAUAUGCAACCUGAGCCUUCCCUGAUGCAGUUUCAUGCCAUUCCCUCAGGUCCUAAAUCUUGUCAGUCUACAUUAGUCAAUCCUGAUGAAAUCCUGUCAGUCUAGAUAAUUCAGAGAUUCUGCAUUCAAGACAUUCUGUUGUAUUUUGAAUUACUACUACAUCUACCCAAGUGAGUUUCUUGUUGAUUAAAGACUCUGAAAAUUCCA